UUUUCACCAUUUUCUGAUAUAUUAAAGACCAAACAACUAAUCGAUCAUGAGACUAGGGUUCAUUAGGGUUCAUUAGGGUUACGUGUACAAGUAAUUGGGCCCGCCUAUCUCCCCCACAGGGAGGAAGUGUCGAGCUGAUGUGAGCGCGCAUGCUCGGACUGGGCGGGCCAAACGCUGCUGGUCACCCACACAACUGGGCAAACUUUUUCACAACUGUAGUAAAGUUGACCAAGAGGCUGCUGCCCACUGGUAAAAAACUAAAGAGCCGUGAACAUUUUGUACAGUUUCUUAUAUUCAAAUAUUUAUUCUGACCGCUGUUGCGGUGGAAACGCUUGGUCUUGUGCGUAAAAUCCAUUUUUAAACCCAUCAGACUGAUCGUUUUUUUUUUUUUUGGAGGUAACUUAUCCACAACACAUUACCACGAAGAUGGGACGUCUCCUCUGAGCAAGGCUUGUUUGGCGGAUUUGAGAUGGUGGCUUUGUAGCACCACAGGUUCCUGUAAAUACUCCAAAGAAAUCAACUGGCCCGUGUGUAGUCUCAGCGGAGAGCCAGCCAACCAUGGGUCCCCUCACUACACCUAAAAAAGGAAGGGAAGUAGGCUCUGUCGACCCCUGGACGCCGACCUCCAACCUUAAAAUGCUCAUCAGCGCUGCUAGUCCUGACAUCAGGAACAGAGAGAAGGAGCUGUGCACUGACACGGACGGACGGGAAGGUCCCGACUCUAUGCAGGACACUGAAAAUGGAGAAGAGUCAGAGAAGAUGAUCAGCAGAAAAGAGAAGAGUUUGGGUUUACUCUGUCAUAAAUUCCUCGCCCGCUAUCCAGAUUACCCAAACCCUGCCCUCAACAACGACAUCUGCCUGGACGAUGUGGCCACUGAGCUCAACGUGGAGCGCCGGCGGAUUUACGACAUCAUGAACGUGCUGGAGAGCCUGCACAUGGUGAGCCGCUCGGCGAAGAACCGCUACACGUGGCACGGCAGGACCAAACUGGCUCAGACUCUGGCCAUUCUGAAGCAGGUGGGCGAGGAACACAGGUACGGACAGCAGAUGCAGCAGAUCCGGCACCGUCUCCUGGACAAGGAGUUCGACUUUGACGGGGAGGAGAAGGAGAACGAGGUGGUGGUGGACUUGGAGAACGGCGAACAGGGACAGAAGGAGCUCUUCUUCGUGGAGCUUCCUGGAGUAGAGUUCAAAGGAGCCUCCGUUAACAGUCGGAAGGACAAAUCUCUGCGGGUGAUGAGCCAGAAGUUCGUCAUGCUCUUCCUGGUGUCUAAUCCUCGUGUGGUCAGUUUGGACGUAGCCGCCAAAAUCCUGAUCGGAGAGGACCAGGGCGCGGAUCAAGACAAGAACAAGUUCAAGACCAAAGUGCGGCGGCUGUACGAUAUAGCCAACGUGCUGCGGAGCCUGAAACUGAUUGAGAAAGUCCACGUGACGGAAGAGAGGGGGAGGAAACCGGCGUUUGAAUGGGUCGGCCCCGAAGAAUUCCCAGAAGUCAAAGACUUAGAGAGCUCCACAUCCAAGUGUCCACCCACCAAGAAGACAAGCGUACUGGAGUUGCGUCCCUCUGUAGACAACUGUGCCAAAAACCUCUUUCCAUCAACGGGGGCUAAACGCAGCUUCACCCGACACCCCUCCCUCAUAAAGCUGGCUAAGAGCAUUCAGGACGACCGGCGCAAGAUCAACUCCGCACCCAGCAGUCCUGUCAAGAGUUCACUCAGUGACUCGUCAAACACUGACUUCCCAAACAAGAUGGCUCAACUUGCUGCUAUUUGUAAGAUCGAACUUGACCAGGAGUCAGCGACUGGAGACGAAGAUCCAAAUCCUGCUCCCACUGAGCCGCGCACAGCUGCCGAGCAGCUGGAGCCGACCGCUUCCAGCUCAAUGGAACCACCUCAGAAACCGUUACUAACUCCGACGCAAGAGCUGCGAGUCAACACUACUGUCCACCUCACCCCUCACGCCCAGCUGCCGGCCCAGCCGCCGGGCACCGUCGCCUACAUCCCCGCGCAGUGUUCACCCCUGAUCCCCGUCCUGUUACCUCAGCAGCAGGGGAGCGGUCCCUACGCCGUGUUUUUACGCUCCUCCUCCCUCAGGCCGAACCCUCUGGCCAGGCCGCAGCCCACCAGCCUCGCCGUACGCUCCAUGACCUUCGAGGAUAAGACUGGGCGGAGCCCGACGGCCCAGUCGGCCGCAAAGAGCCAGUCGGCCUCCAGGGCGCCGGACGUCAGCCCCUUGGUGCUCAAACGGCUGUGUUCUGAUUCAGCGUCAGAGAGCAGCCCCUCUAAAGCCAAGAGGACGGACUCCAACUUCAAGGACACUUCCCCGAAGCUGUGCGAGAUCCUGCAGGCUCGUCUGAAGGCCCGUCGCGGCGGUCAGCUCUCCAGUCGGCCCUCGCCUCGCGCCCUCCACCUGGACCCCGAGUUCGUCAACACCCCCGCCGUAGGCGCCGUAGCCCAUCAGCCUCUAGAGCAGAGCUUGGAGACGUUCCUGGACAGGGAAGACAAGACGGCGAACUCCGACAGCGAGGCGGGACUGACGCCGGUCAGAGACGUCCCGCUCACGCCGGGACAACUCCACACCGAGACUUUAGUGCCAGCUGGAUACCUGAUCCCAAUCUCCCAGCAAUCCCUUAUCGGCUACAAGGAAAUACAAGCUUCAGGUGGAGAAAACAACAAAGCUUCAACUCCCACUUACAACAUCUUCCAAACACCAACUGCAGGCUCCAGACCUCCACCAGCCCAGGAGAUUACACCCACCGGCCUUCGUCUUCACAAACCCCCUGCUGCUGCCGCCGCCGCCACCGCCUCGCCCCACGCCGCCCAGCAGGCCCACCGCCUCCACAGCCCCAGCCCCGCCAUCCUCAACUUCACCCUGCAGAACCUGGGCCUGAUCUCGGGCUCCAGCCCGGUAAACGCUUUCACGGCCCCCCAGACUCCAGAACACGCCAACACUCUGGCCAGUCCGCUGGCUCUGCAGCAGAGAGGGAUGGUUUUCAUCAAACCGCUGUCGCCUGUGCCGGUCCAGCAGUCUGUGCCCCCGCAUCCGGUGGCCCUCAUCAGUGUACAACAGCCUGUGAUGACCACCCCUAAAGGGACGGGGCUCCCCCAGCACAGCUUCUUCCACACGCCGGUCCCCCUCUCGCCUCUUGCUACCGUGGUAACCAGCGGCGGACACCCGGCCACCAAAACUGUUUACAUCCCUCAGAGGAGGCUGGACGUCAACACUGAGGACUCCUGAAAGCCUUGAAGGAACCCCCCCCUUCCCCCCCCUGAUGAUUGUGUACAUUAUAUGAGUGUAUGGGUAUUGUUUGUGUCUUGUGGGCGGGUGUCUCGUGAUUAGCGUUUUCUAGGAUUCAUUACCUCUGAACAUUUCGCAGCAGUCUCACUGCCAUCGUUCUUAUCACGGCCUCGGGGCUAAAAAUAGCCGCCGCACGGACCAGAGCUGCGGCACGGUGGACACACGGAAAUUAGGUUUCACAACAAGUUCACCAGAGACUCAUGAACACUACUGUCCUGCUCGUGGUGAUGCUGGUGGAAAGUGUUUCCCCCAGAGAUGAAUUUGAUUUCCAGAGAACAAACCAAACAGUUGUUUUUCUUAACAGGGUUUUUUAUUUUAAUUUUAUUUUUAGUUAUAUUUGCUGAUGUGGGUGAUGUGAGCACCAAAAUGUUUUAUUAUUCAAAUUACCAAGAUUAGUUAACGUCACAUCAACGCCAUAAAGAAAAAACACACCGAAGUUAGAUGGACGUUUUUGACUGAAAGUUAAAUUUGAUUGGAAAAAUUACCGACUGAUCAUUUUGUCUCUAAGUAAAAAAACUUUUGCACAUAUGUAAAUGUUAUCUGUUACCCCUUUUUUUU
Molecule: messenger RNA, 3855 nt
Organism: Thunnus maccoyii (southern bluefin tuna)
Lineage: Eukaryota; Metazoa; Chordata; Actinopteri; Scombriformes; Scombridae
Gene: e2f8
Product: E2F transcription factor 8
Exons: 13
Coding region: 559-3237 (892 amino acids)
Biological process (GO): regulation of transcription by RNA polymerase II
Cellular component (GO): RNA polymerase II transcription regulator complex
Molecular function (GO): RNA polymerase II cis-regulatory region sequence-specific DNA binding; DNA-binding transcription factor activity, RNA polymerase II-specific
Source: RefSeq, a predicted model, not a curated record